This is a messenger RNA of Thamnophis elegans (Western terrestrial garter snake), 1745 nucleotides long. It is a transcript of the gene ERO1A, whose product is annotated as endoplasmic reticulum oxidoreductase 1 alpha. Gene Ontology annotation, molecular function: protein-disulfide reductase activity; FAD binding; thiol oxidase activity. NCBI's taxonomy places the organism in Eukaryota, Metazoa, Chordata, Lepidosauria, Squamata, Natricidae. Gene Ontology annotation, biological process: protein folding in endoplasmic reticulum. The record is from RefSeq and is a predicted model, not a curated record. Gene Ontology annotation, cellular component: endoplasmic reticulum; endoplasmic reticulum membrane. The transcript is spliced from 16 exons. Bases 51 to 1475 code for a protein of 474 amino acids.
CUGAAGAAUCUCUAGCCCAGGCUCGCUUUAGUUGCGGCAGCAGAGGCGACAUGUCGCGGGUGGUGCUUUCUCGUCGCUUGUGCCGGGCGCUGCUGGUCCUCUUCCUCGCCUCGCUAUCCAGAGGCGUUUCCCCCGAAGCCCCAUCGGCGGAGCAGCGCUGCUUUUGUCAGGUCACUGGUCAUUUAGACGACUGCACUUGUGAUGUCGAGACUAUUGAUACCUUCAACAAUUAUAACCUUUUCCCCCAGUUGCAAGAACUUCUGCAAAGUGAUUAUUUCAGAUAUUACAAGGUUAACCUGAAGAAGCCUUGUCCUUUCUGGAGUGAUGGCAGUCAGUGUGGAAUUAGACACUGUGCUGUUAAUCCAUGCCCAUCUGAAGCGGUUCCUUGUGGGAUUAGAUCAGAGACUAAUAAGUAUUCAGAAGCAGCUGCUGUCACUCCCUUGGCUGAAAGCUGUGGAAAAGCAGAAAACCUUGGAGCUGUUGACAAAUCUUUGAGUGAAGAAACUGCACGGGCUAUGAUUCAAUGGACUCAGCAUGACGAUUCUUCAGAAAACUUUUGUGAAGCUGAUGAUAUCCAUUCUCCUGAAGCAGAAUAUGUGGAUUUGCUUCUGAAUCCAGAACGUUACACUGGCUACAAAGGCCCCGAAGCCUGGAAGAUUUGGAACAGUAUUUAUGAAGAAAACUGUUUUAAGCCUCGCUCAGUAAAAAGGCCUUUAAAUCCAUUGGCUUCUGGCAGAGGAGUAAGAGAAAAUGAAGGGAAUAUGUUUUACAGCUGGUUGCAAGAUCUCUGUGUGGAGAAGAGAGCUUUCUACAAACUUAUUUCCGGUCUUCACGCAAGCAUCAACAUUCAUCUCAGUGCCAGAUACCUUUUGCAAGACACGUGGGCAGAGAAGAAAUGGGGGCACAAUGUUACAGAGUUCCAGCUGCGCUUUGAUGAGAUCUUGACACAAGGCGAAGGUCCCAGGAGGCUGAAGAACCUGUAUUUCAUCUAUCUAAUUGAGUUACGGGCUCUCUCAAAAAUCUUGCCCUUUUUUGAGCGCCUUGAUUUCCAGCUUUUCACAGGGGACGAGGAUCAAGAUGUAAAAACCAAGAACCUUCUCCUGGAAGUUCUUCAUUUAAUUAAAUCUUUUCCUUUGCACUUCGAUGAAAAUUCACUUUUUGCUGGAAACCAAAAAGAAGCUGCCAAGUUAAAGGAGGAAUUUCGGUUCCAUUUUAAGAACAUUUCAAGGAUCAUGGAUUGUGUAGAGUGCCUAAAAUGUCGCCUUUGGGGGAAACUGCAAACUCAGGGCUUGGGAACAGCGCUGAAGAUCCUAUUUUCUGAAAAACUGAUAGAAAACAUACCAGAAAAAGGCCCUUCACAUGAAUUUCAUCUAACGAGGCAGGAGAUUGUGUCCCUCUUCAAUGCUUUUGGAAGGAUUUCAACAAGCGUUAAAGAAUUAGAAAACUUCAAGGAGCUCUUACGCCCUCUUCAGUGAAUUGACCCUGAUGGAGACCAACUUCCUUGUUUUAUGCAGAUUGGGCUCAGAGUUUAUUCCUGCUGGUGUCAUGCCAGUAUGACCCUAUUCUUGGCAAGAAGGGCUAAAUCAACAUGAUUGUAAAAAAAUGGUCACAUUCUCUAGCUUACAAGUUUAUAUUUGGCUCUGGGGUAGCUGAAAUAUUCAUGAAAGACUCUUCUUUCAGAGCAGGAUAUAUAUCAGAUAUUGGCCUUAAGCAUUCUGAUUUUUUAACACGCACACGCACACACA